GAAGAAGAAGAAGAAGAAGAAGAAGAAGAACAAGAAGAGGCGGCGGCGGCGGCGGCAGCAGCAGCAGCAGCAGGAAUGUAAGGACUCACCGCGAACAUCGGAUGGUAACUGCAGCUACAUAAGCUCUAGGGAAAGGGCUCCUGUUGAGCAGCAGUACCAACAGUGAGAGGAGCUCCAUUCUGAGCCACCAGGCAGAGACUCGCUGAAGAACACACCGCAGCUGUGCAGAGGACAGGGCAGCCGUGUGGAUCUUCAUCACGCAGACUGGGAGUUACACUGCCACUCUACACAUCCAGUCAAAAGGUUCUACCUCAGCGUUGUUGGGCUAUACUGGCUUCACAACUUCUGGCUUGAAAAAUCACUGGGAUGGUGCCUUCAUUCACUCUGAGAUGGAGUCAUUUAGCCCAGUAGAAAAAGGCUCUUUACCGACUUUCAAUGGAAACACUGAAGGGAGCAGUUACUACAGAGAGAGCAGGGCCAAAAAUGCAGAUUGUGAAUACCUCAGCACUACAGCAUUAGGCUCAAGAACUACUCUGAUGGUUGACCAAAUGAAAACUGAGACUAAUGAACAAUGUAGUGUUAACCAUGAUGAACAUCUUCUCACUGCAAUAAAAAUUGAGCCUGAUGAACUGGACCAAAUUAAUACAAAACAGGAAAACCACAGAGAUGAUGGGGAUUUUGGAAAUUUGCCAGUGAACACACUGCCGACUGAAUCUAAUUAUGAUUUACCUGAGAUUGAAAUGGAAACUGAGGAAGAUCAAAGUGAAUGUGGUGGUGUUAGAAAGAGGUUCAGUCUUCAGGGUAAUAAGAGUUUAAGUGACAGGAAAAACAUUAGGUCUCACAGUGAAAUUGACCUGGAUGAGAAAUCAUAUGUUUCUAAGGACAGUGGGAAGCUUUUACAGACUUCAGAGGUCAGUGAAAGGCAGAAAGAGACUCCCACAGGAGAUAAGUUGUAUGCCUGUAGACCACAUUCUUGCCCUGACUGUGGGAAGAGCUUCAGGAAAUCAGGAAACCUGAAAAGACAUCAGCUGAUUCACACUGGGGAGAAACAGUUCACUUGCACACAAUGUGGGAAGAGUUUCAGUCGCUUGGAGCACUUGAAAACUCACCAGAGAAUGCACACAGGAGAAAAACCAUAUUCUUGCUCAGACUGUAAUAAAAGUUUCAGUCGCUCUGAGCACUUAAAAACUCACAAAAGAAUGCACACAGGUGAAAAACCAUAUUCUUGCCAUGACUGCAAGAAAAGUUUCAAUCACUUGGGAAGUUUAAAACUCCAUCGGCAAAUUCAUACAGGAGAAAAACCACAUUCUUGCAAUGAGUGUGGUAUGAGUUUUAGAGAAUUAAGAAUUUUAAAACGGCAUCAGCAAAUUCACACUGGAGAGAGACAACACUCUUGCACUGUCUGUGGGAAGUGUUUCAGUCACUUGGGGGCUCUAAAAAUUCACCGGAGAACUCACACAGGGGAGGAGCCAUACUCUUGCUCAGAUUGUGGAAAAAGUUUCUGUCAUUUAGGAAACUUGAAACAGCAUCAGCUAACUCACACAGAUGAGUCAUACUCUUGCACAGUCUGUGGGAAGGUUUUCUUUCGCUUAGGGAACUUGGAACAACAUCAGUUGCUUCACACAGGUGAGAGACUGUACACCUGCAGUGAGUGUGGGAAGAGCUUCACUCACUUGGGAAGCUUACACACUCACCAGAGAAUUCACAAAGGAGAAAAAACCUAUAUUUGCACCGAAUGUGGACAGAGGUUCUAUAGGCUAGGAACUUUUAAAGAACAUCAGCGGGUUCACACUAUUGAGAAAGAGUACACCUGCAUUAUAUGUGGUGAUAGUUUUGGCCAUUUGGGACACUUUAAACAACAUCAGCAAAUUCACAACAAAGAAACUCUUUUCAUGCCUGAAGAUGAGUUGGUGUAAAUUCUGUGUGGUUGUAAUGACGCUUCCCACAGCCUUAUUAUUCAGACCAGAUGAGGAAGUUCCUACCAGUUUUGGAAGCCCAAAAUUUCAAAGGAUUUCAAAACCAUCUUGGUUGAUUGAAGAAUCUGCGGGGUUUUGAAACGUAUAUGUCAAAUGUUGCCCUGUUAAAGCUGGAUGGUGAGGAUGGUGUUCAGUCCGCUGGAAUGACAGUGCCUCGUCGCACACCAGGGACUCCUGCUAGUUGAUUGGUCACCUGCAACUCUGCUUGUUAAACUGCACAUAAAGUGUCUUCCUCCAAUUCAUGUUUGUGUGAGCCAGUUCUGCAGAGGACUGUGUGAUAAAAAUCAACCACUCACAUGACGUUUUGCAGGAAAGCUCAUGUCACAUUUGCGAUUUCUGGAAGCUACUUUUAGCUAAACCUUUGUGUGCAUGCACUGAAAUUCUUGUUUCAUUCAGAAUUUUAGUUUAAAAAUAGUGUUUUAAAGCAAGCAAGUUAUUAGGCUACUUCAGAAACAUCACUUGUACAGAGGCUUUUAGGGUCACAGUGUUGUGCUCGACAAACACUUAUGUUAUUUGUUAAAAAUCAAAUGGAGACAGUGAUAUCUCAAUUAAAACUCCUAUGCAAAAUGGAAUAUUAGGCCCUACUUAAUACAGGAAAUUUGAGAUGACUCGAAGUUCAUUUGUAAGUUUUUAGUUCCCAGAUGAAGCAAUGCAGAUUCUCAUCUAGUUGGAUAUUUUUUCAAUUCUAAUUUCAGCUGUAAUUUUUUCUUUGCAUAGUCCUGAAGGCCUAUUGUAUAUUGUUAUUACUACUGUGUAUGUUUUUUCUUUAACAUGUAAUUGGCAAUAAACCUUUGAACUAGUCAUAAAAAA
Messenger RNA from Anguilla anguilla (European eel), 2786 nucleotides. RefSeq names its product zinc finger protein 883-like. The record is from RefSeq and is a predicted model, not a curated record. Lineage: Eukaryota; Metazoa; Chordata; Actinopteri; Anguilliformes; Anguillidae. The coding region runs from base 390 to 1916 and encodes 508 amino acids. The transcript has 2 exons.